UCCAACCAAAAGACCCCAGGAACUAGUCAAUAGAUAUAAAAAUAAACACAACAGAUGAAACAAAAUUAAAAAAAUCCACAGAGCUAUGGUUCAACCUAAAAUACCUUUCAUUUAAAAAUAAUUAAGGUUUGUCCAUAAAAUGGCUAAAAUGGGGGAAAAAGUAAAUAAUAUGAAUUAUAUUUCGUACACCAAUCACAGCUAAAACACAGCUAACAAUUAGCCUAUGAACAGAUUUUUUUUGCUGAAAUGUUAAUUAUAGCCUGACUCGAGGUAAAUUAGCUUCAACAGAACUUUCCAUUCCUUGGUCCAGUCAUAACAGUUGUUUCUGUGGUUCGGCCAAUGGAAGAGUUGUUCAGAAGAAGAGUUGUCAUCAUUUGACUUUGUUUUCACACGGUUGUCUCUCACAGGUCAGUGCAGUGUGUUGGUCCCGGGGCAAACAUGUGCCCCCCACCCCUCAAACCCUAUCUUAGCCGAGUCCGGAACCUGAUUGUUUUAGUCCUCUUGUCUGUGGUGGGGGGAUUAACUCCUGACUGGUCACCACUAUUCAGAGCCUGUAUCUCUCUCUGCUCACUGGGUCUUAUCUCCAUCGAUCUGACACGCUGUUUGUCCGAUGCUGCAGUCAGAUCUGCUGGUCUAGAGAAAUGUCCACAAAAGCUGUGGACCAUCAGCACUUUAAUUGUGAGACCUCACGUGGCCCCGAGCCUCCACCUCUGGCCCCAGUGCUGCAGGCAGCCCCACGUUCACUCCCAGUCACCAGUCAAACCUUAAAGACCUGUUUUCACGUCGUCUGUUCUGUCCUUGUAUUUUUUUCUUUUUCUUCUCUGUGUGAAGUCGUCGUGGACGGGGUUUGUGUGGUAGUUGGUUUGUUUUUGGGAGACACUUUUCAAGGUUUUUGUUGGUUUCACUACACCAGGAUCCAAAAGAUACCAGAGAGUAUACUAGUAGGUUGUCAUCUGAACGUGACAUCCCGUAGGUACUGAACUGAGGAAGGACAAGUAAAGGAACUGAACAGACCCUGCCAUCAUGGCUUCCUUUAAACUGGAUUUUCUCCCUGAGAUGAUGGUGGACCACUGCUCUUUGAAUUCCAGCCCUGUGGGGAAAAAGAUGAACGGGUCCCUGGACCACCCCGACCAACCAGACAUGGACGCCAUCAAGAUGUUUGUGGGGCAGAUUCCACGGUCGUGGUCAGAGGAGCAGCUGCGAGAACUGUUUGAACCGUACGGAGCCGUCUACGAGAUUAAUGUCCUCCGAGACCGAAGCCAGAAUCCACCACAGAGCAAAGGCUGCUGUUUUAUAACGUUCUACACCCGUAAAUCAGCCCUGGACGCACAGAACGCUCUCCACAACAUGAAGAUCCUGCCUGGAAUGCACCACCCGAUCCAGAUGAAACCUGCUGACUGUGAGAAAAACAAUGCGGUAGAAGACAGAAAGCUGUUUGUCGGAAUGAUAUCAAAGAAGUGCAACGAGAACGACCUACGGCUCAUGUUUUCACCAUUCGGACAGAUCGAGGAGUGUCGGAUACUUCGAGGUCCUGACGGACUGAGCCGUGGCUGUGCUUUUGUGACAUUCACAGCUCGACAGAUGGCUCACUCAGCCAUCAAGUCCAUGCACCAGUCACAGACCAUGGAGGGUUGUGCUUCUCCCAUCGUGGUGAAGUUUGCAGACACUCAAAAGGACAAAGAGCAGAAACGCAUGGCCCAACAGCUGCAGCAACAGAUUCAGCAGCUCAGUGCUGCCUCCAUGUGGGGAAAUCUGACUGGACUCAACAGCCUGGGACCACAGUACCUUGCACUCUACCUUCAGCUGCUGCAGCAGUCGUCCACAGGAAGCACCAUGAACAACCUGCCCCCGAGUUCAGGUUUAAAUGCCAUUCAGAACCUGGCUGCUCUGGCAGCAGCAGCCACUGCCACCCAGCCCCCCCCCACCGGCUCCAGCACCGUCACAUCCUCCAGCAGUCCACUCAGUGUGUUCACCACCUCUGGCUCCUCCCCCACUUCCAACAGUAACUCCUCGAUGAACACCAUCUCCUCCCUGGGGGCGCUUCAGUCUCUGGCUGCUGGUGCUGGAGCUGGACUCAACAUGAGCUCCCUGGCAGGCCUGGCAGCUCUGAACGGCAGCCUCAGCUCUGGGGGCCUGUCCAACGGCUCAGGGACCUCCAUGGAGGCCCUGAGCCAGGCGUACUCCGGCAUCCAGCAGUACGCUGCUGCUGCUGCCAUCCCUGGUCUGUACAACCAGAGCCUGCUGCCCCAGCAGGGGGUGUCAGCCGCAGGCAGCCAGAAGGAAGGUCCAGAAGGAGCCAACCUGUUCAUUUACCACCUGCCCCAGGAGUUUGGAGACCAGGAUUUACUCCAGAUGUUUCUUCCCUUUGGAAAUGUCAUAUCUGCCAAAGUCUUCAUCGACAAACAGACCAACCUCAGCAAGUGUUUUGGCUUCGUGAGCUAUGACAACCCAGUGUCAUCUCAGGCCGCCAUCCAGUCCAUGAACGGUUUCCAAAUUGGUAUGAAGAGAUUGAAGGUGCAGCUGAAGCGUUCCAAGAACGACAGCAAGCCCUACUGAAGCUGCAGGAGCAGCAGGCACUUAGUAAGGCAGGGUUUUCAUCUGGUAAGUGGAGUCUGAGUCCAGAAGAGAGACUGGUCCGACAGAACCUUCCUGUCUGGUGUCUCUGAUGUUGUGACUGUGCUGUGUUCAGGCAGAGAGACUCACUAAACUACACACAGGGCUUUGGUCUAGACCUGGUUCUUCUUAUUAUUAUUUCUGUGUUCAGCUGUCGGUCACACACUGUUUUUUAAUUUUAACACAUUGGAGAAGGAGGUGUAUAUUUUUUUUAAGUUGAACUGUAGUCCAUUUGCUGUGGUACAUUCAGGUGAAGUUGUUGGCAAGGAUUGUUGUUGCACUUUGACAUUCAGGUGCCAAAUCCCUGUCUCUUCUGUCUUAUUGUUAACUCUGCCCUCAGUCUCUUUGGUGAGGUCACUGACAGGGGGCAGUAUUAUCCACAUUCAGACACUACAUAUGUACAUGCUCAGAGGCAUUCAGAAACAGGGAGCUCCACUAAGGCAUUCAAAAAUAUCUGUUGCACCACAGCACCACACAAACGGCACAUUUACCGACAACCACAUUUGCUCAAAGACACAAAAAGCAGCUGGUUUCCUGCUGUGAGGUGCAUUUAAUGACAUCAUGGAGUUAAAUUUGGGAAAAGUUUAUUAAAACACAGAGGACCCAAAAAGCUCCUGAUCAGGCUUUUAAUCAAAUGUUUGUGGGUUCAAAUCCCUGGACCUGGCAGCACUGCGGAGCAUUCAGAACACUCUUACCAAAGUGAAAAAUCCCACUGUGUGUGUUAUGGUGUGGUAAAUGUACAAAGUAACUUCCAUAAAGGUACCAGAAAAAACCAUGGUACUGUACCAGUGUACAGUCAUUGUGUUUCUGUGUGGACAAACAUCAGCUUAAAAUCCAUAAAAUCCCUUCAAAACUGCUUUUUACACCGAAUGCAAGAAAUAAAGUUGCAUUUACUGCAAGUUCACUCCUGUGGGACAAAUUACAAUAAAUGAUUGAGUUUGAAAUCAUCUCUGUCUUCACAAAUUGGGUCCACACCCCCUACUUUGGAAAUCACAGGCUCAAGGUGACACACAUUUUAUAGGGUAAAUAAUAUUGUUAGCAAAAAUUCAUUUUUUCUUGGUUGACAAAUGACAACCAUGAUUAUGCACAUUUCACAUUUCCCAGCAUGCUUUAGUGGUGCUUUUCUCAUGCUGCUGUACUCGGGUGACUCUGAGCACUUAAACGCCUCUUAAACAACUGCUUUCAAUUGGUGGCGGUUUCAAAUCAGUUAGCUGUGUUGCUAGCUAGAUGCUAGCAAGUCAAAUGAGUUGGCUUCACCAGUAAUAGCCUAAUGAAGAGGAGGGGUGGAAGGGGGGGUCCGUUCACAUUCAAAACACUCCCCAUAAACUUGAGAUUUUCAAAUAAAUGUGUGUGCGUGUGUGUGUUUUGAUAGAACUACAGUCGUGUGUGUGUGUGUGUUGAGAUGUAUAUUUAAACUCGUAUGCCUUUUCUAUUUUUAUAAAGGUUUUAUACUUCCCUCGUGUGUCAGGGAACUAUUUAUUGCUUAAAUUAUUUAUCCGACUAAACAUUGUCUUGGAAAAAAAUGUGAAAAAGUCUGAAAUGAUCAACUUGAUCUCCUGUGUUUGCUGUGUGUUUGACGAGUGUUUGUGAAGUGUUGUUGCACUGUAACUGGACUGUUUGAACCGGUCUGUCUUCAACGACAGGUAAUUGAAGAAAGCUCAGGUAUUUGAAACCCACAAGAAAAUACAGAGAUUUUUUUCACUGUUGUUGUUGAACUAGAUCAUCAUUAUCAUGAAGAAAAACAGACUCCAAAUAACUGUAAAACUACCAACUGGCCUUGUGGUUAAAGAGUCAGUAUUGUUAUCAGAGAUGUAAUUACCCCUGUAGUGUUAAUGGAGUACUGCAACAUCUGAGGUUGGCUAUAAUUUAAAAACAAUAUAAAGAAAUUUGUGAUACAAAUUGAUGAAAGUUCAGUUUAGAUUCACAAAAAGAACAAGAUGCAGCGUUGACUUCAGAACAACUUAGUCAGAAAUGUGUGAAAACGUAUGGAACACGGUUAACAAACAAAUGUUAUCCUGGAGAGAGCUAAAUGCUAAAGAGAAACUUAUAAAGAAUAGCCGAAUGUUUACUGGGAGCAGCUAAAGGUUAGUUGGAAAAAGCUCAAUACAUCAUCAUCACAUGCGACCAUGUGAUUCCAGCUGUCACAGUCCUGCCUUUAGAUGUCACUAAUUCUCACACACUGUGUGUAAAGACAGUGAUUGAGAGCAGAAGUUUAAAUUCAGUGACUAUCUGGAGGCUCUGUUCUGUCUGCUGUUUAGAAGUGUACGUGUGUGUGUUCAUUGCAUCUCUGAUUAAGGCUGCUGUUGUUGUUCUUUUGUUGGUUUUGGGGUUAAGUGUAUGAUUUUCCUGCUCUCAUUAACGUGUCGGGAAGUGAUGUCAUUCUGUUUUUGUUUUACUGACAUUUAACUGGAUCAAACGCAAAGCCUUCACUCAUCUUACAGUCGUUUACACAUUUCACUGUAGUCCCCAUAGAUCUGGACACAGGUUUUUAAUUGGACCUGUCUCCUUGUCCCAACUCUGUAUUGUGGUCCAAUAAAGUCAACACAAACAUAAAAAAUACAUUUUUAAAAAUCAGUUUAUUGAGUGUAAAGGUUGAAGGCAGAUGAGUCAAGCUGAUGAAGAAGAUCUAUGUGUGUCUUUCGUUAAUUCCUGCCAUUAUAUUCACGUUGUGUUCAACUAAACAGGCCCAGGCAUCACACUGACUAGGAAACUGCUGAGUAAUUUCAAACUAGUAUAUCAUUACAUUUUAUGUUUUCCUUCAUGAAGUUUUUGUUUAAGGGAGUGCCGUAGAUAUUUUUAUGUAAAACAUAUAUUCUGUAGCUCAGAAAAAUGUUGAACAAACACAUAAUAACACAUUAAGGCAGGGCUACAGUAUGAAGAGGUUCUUUUUAACGGUUAGAAAACAUUUGACCAAAAUAUAAUGAUAGAACCCGUGACAGCUGUUGGUAACGCCUGAACGACUCAUUAUGCUUAAGUGACUUAACGUCCAUUUUAGAACUUUUUGACUCAAAUUAUAGCUCCUCAGCUUUUGCAGUCAGGCUCUUAAAUCCUUCAUGCUUUUUUUCCAGGGCAUUCAUUUGCAACCAUAGGCUAGAGCAAAGUAACGGAGUCCGUUCCUUACUUAGUCUCUAUGGUUGCACAAGGCUAAUUAAAACACUCCUGGUAAAAAUGCGUCUUCUUUGCCUCUCUCCCUCCAUUGCUGUUUAACCUACGUGUGUCUCCCUCUUGUGUUUGUCUGUUUUGUUUUUGUGUCUCCAGAUCUUCUUCCUGUUUGCCCUAGCAUGUCGAUGUGGCGUCACCCUUCAUCGUCCAGUCCUUCUGUGUCCCCCGCUGCCUCUCUGAUGCUUCCAGUUUCACCUUUGGUGUUAUGUUUGACCUUUUUUUUUGUCCCCCCACCCCCACCUCAGAGGUUUUGUGUGUGCUUUUCCUUUUUUUCUGUAUUUGUGCUGUGUGCUGUCAGCAGGCAGGGGGCACUACAAAGACUGCCACUGAAUGUGUAUAAAGUUAGUUUAAAGAACUAUUACAUGCAAAAAAAAAAUCUAUUUUUCUAUUAGUGAGUGACACAAACCACUAAAACCUUUCACAUUGUUUCUGACAAAUCUUUGUCACACAAGUCUAAGCUUUAAAAAGGAUAGUUGUGUUUUUUUACUGUGUGGUUGUAGAAGGUGAGGAGAGUCACUGCUGACUGUAUUAUUAUCACAGCCCCUCCGUCAGUGGACAACCUUCACAUACAAACUUUAUGUUGGUUCUCUCAAAGCUGUAAGAUCCCGUAACAACAAAUUCACAGAGGAAGUGGACAGAGGUGCGUGGAGCCACUGCUUCCUUCAUUAUGGGAUUCCCAUUGUUUGAUAUUGGAAAUGUCAACAGACUCAUUUUAGGGAUAGUUUUGACGAGAAUAGCUGAGUAGUCAGAGGUUUACCUGACACAUCACACUGUCUCAGCCACUCGUGAAUCAGCUGAAACCUUUGUUUUGUCACUGUUAACAACCACAUUCUUAGUGAUGGCAAACAUCAACAAAACAAACAGAUGUGAUGGCGGACUUUAGACAGUGAAGGCCAGCAGAGGCAAAACACCUCACACUACUGUUCAUGGAAUUAACACAAAGUAUCUUCUCAGCUCCCUGUACACUCCGUAUCCAUGUCAAAUACUGCAGUUUUAACAAGUCUUCUGGUUCUUUAGUCAUUUAUUUUGUCUUGCUUGUGGCUCAGCAUUAUUUUUUCACAGACUGGUACACCAGCAGGGGGCAGUAUAGCUGUUAUUUCUGGUGUAUUUAGCGGUUCAUACAACCACACAUACAGGAGACCUUGACAUUGUACUAAAUUGUAUCAGCACAGAGCCCCCAUACUCCAACUGUGUGUACAUGCGUGUGUUAUGUGUGUGCACGUGUGUCGCGUUUGUUACUGCUCACAGGAAAAAGAAGUGGUCGAUUGGAGACCUGUUCCUCAGGUUAAAGACAGGAUGAAGGUUAUGGUCAGAGUGAGAUGUUACUUCACCAAGUCGUGGCUGGGGGGUUCUGCAGAGGUUGGACAAAUGAAUGACAGUCAAUUUAACGUUCUAAAUGAUGAGCUUCACCAGGCGUGUGCGUGUGCGUGUGUGUGUGUGUGUGUGUGUGAUUAAUGUUUACUUGCUGUAGUCCUGGGAGGUUCCCACGAGGCUUCAAUGUGACUACAUGAAUUGAAAAUAAUUAUUUUCAGCUCACGACUGCAACCACACAAUACAUUUCUGUGUUCUUUUUCUUAAGUGGAGAAUCAAAUACUACAUCCUCAGAGGAGGGACUUUUGUCAGAGUUUCAUUUAGUAAUGGAGUGUGUGUUUUCCUAUUGAUUUUAUUUGCUAUGAAGUUCUUGGUAAAAUGUGAUCUAGUUUGUGUUUUAAUUAAAAACUCCAAAAUAAACAGGUGCCAAAUAUUUUGCACUACCACAACA
Molecule: messenger RNA, 7537 nt
Organism: Cynoglossus semilaevis (tongue sole)
Lineage: Eukaryota; Metazoa; Chordata; Actinopteri; Pleuronectiformes; Cynoglossidae
Gene: celf1
Product: cugbp, Elav-like family member 1
Exons: 13
Coding region: 1024-2556 (510 amino acids)
Molecular function (GO): RNA binding
Source: RefSeq, a predicted model, not a curated record